Molecule: messenger RNA, 1511 nt
Organism: Zychaea mexicana
Lineage: Eukaryota; Fungi; Mucoromycota; Mucoromycetes; Mucorales; Lichtheimiaceae
Exons: 10
Coding region: 264-1511 (415 amino acids)
Molecular function (GO): dipeptidase activity
Source: RefSeq, a predicted model, not a curated record
CUACUACUACUACUACUGACGGAGAUUUCCCCCCUCGGCACUCAAUGCAAAAACCCACGGCAAGAAGCUGGCGGUGAUCUCUUUUUUACUCAAGUUAUUUCAGUCGCCAAUUACUUAUCUCCACCGAGUAAAAAGCGCUCUUUUUUUUUCUCACUUGUUGAGAUUUACGCAUAAAUAAUAAUAUUUCCCGUGAGAAACGAAUGAUAGCUUUUUCUCUCUUCCUUUUCCUUUAGUAACUCCUUCAAUUACGAACAAAAUAUAUCAUGGCGGUGGGUCUUGAGCUCAAGUGCGAACCAGAAGAAGCAAAGAAAGUCAUCUAUGAGACCAUCGACAAGGUCUCGCCUGAGUUACGCGAGAUCAGUUUGGAUCUUCACAACAACCCAGAAACGUCCAUGAACGAGCAUCAUGCUUCGCAAGUGUUGGCUGACUACGUUGAGAAAAAGGGGUUUAAGGUUACGCGUAAGGUGUUUGGAAUGGAAACUUCGUUUAGGGCCGAGUUUGGCGAUGAAACCAACGGUGGCCGACGCAUCGGCUUUUGUUCAGAAUAUGACGCGCUUCCUGGACUUGGACAUGCCUGUGGCCAUAACCUGAUUGCUAUUAGCGGUGUCGCCAGUGCUUUGGCCGUCAAGGCUUUGUUGGAAAGUGGAAAGGCGUCCGGCAAGGUUAUACUUUACGGCACCCCGUCUGAAGAACUCUUGAGCGGCAAGAUUGUCAUGAUGAACCAUGGUGCUUUCAAGGAUAUUGACGUAUGCUUGAUGUUGCACCCCGCCAAUGCCCAUGCCAACUAUGUUUCGUUCUCUGCUCUUCAGGACGUUAAAGUCGAAUAUCGUGGCAAGCCUGCCCACGCUGGUGGUGCUCCAUGGAAUGGUAGUGUUAACGCUUUGGAUGCCAUCUGUCAGGCUUGGGUAAGCAUUGGUUUACUUCGACAGCAGCUUCAGAGUCAUGAUCGCGUACACGGUAUCAUCACCGAUGGUGGCAAAGCACCCAAUAUCAUUCCGGAUUACACUGCAGGUCACUUUUACGUUCGAUCUAACAGCGCUGUGCGCGUUGAAGAAAUUAAAGAAAAGGUUGACAACUGCUUCCGCGCUGCAGCUUUGGCCACUGGCACCCAAGUCACUAUGAAAUGGCGCGAUAUUGGCACUUGCAAGAACAUUGUCCAAAACCCCGUGCUUGCUGAGACUUAUGCAAAGUAUUUGAAAGAGUUUGGCCACGAAGUUCCCUCACGCCAAAUCCAAGAAGCAACCCUGUUUUGUUUCCUCUUAGAUUUUGGCAACGUGAGCUAUACUAUGCCUGGAUUACACCCAUUGUACAGCAUUGGCGUAUCCGAUUUCCCUCAUACCGCUGGAUUUGCCAAUGCAACGUGCACCGAAGAGGCGCACAAGGCUACCAUCGAGGCAGCCAAAAGCCUGUCCAUGGUUGCCGCACAUACUCUACUUGAUAAGUCCUUUUACGAAUCUUCGAAACAAGAGUUUGAAGACAACGUACCCGUCAAUAUGCGCAAAAACUACUAA